Molecule: messenger RNA, 1159 nt
Organism: Perognathus longimembris pacificus (Pacific pocket mouse)
Lineage: Eukaryota; Metazoa; Chordata; Mammalia; Rodentia; Heteromyidae
Gene: Akr1e2
Product: aldo-keto reductase family 1 member E2
Exons: 10
Coding region: 63-968 (301 amino acids)
Cellular component (GO): cytosol
Molecular function (GO): aldose reductase (NADPH) activity
Source: RefSeq, a predicted model, not a curated record
GUCGCGGUGACUCAGUGCGCGGCGGCGCCGGGCGCUGGACGCGGGCCCGGAGGCGGAGAGCCAUGGAGACGAUCCCCGCCGUGGGCCUGGGCACCUGGAGGGCCUCUCCAGUAGAAGUGACCAAUGCUGUGAAGGUGGCCAUUGACGUGGGGUACCGGCACUUUGACUGCGCUUAUUUUUACCACAAUGAGAACGAGAUUGGAGCAGCCAUCGCUUCCAAGAUCGAGGAGGGGGUCGUGACACGAGAAGAACUGUUCGUGGUCAGUAAGCUAUGGUGCACCCACCACCAGAAGUCCUUGGUGCGCUCAGCGUGUUCCGAGAGUCUAAAGGCCUUGAAGUUGGAUUACCUGGACCUCUACCUCAUACACUGGCCCAUGGGUUUCAAGUCUGGAGAUGAGGACUUACCUUUGGAUAACAAUGGCAUGGUGAUUCCCAGUGAAACGAACUUCCUGGAUACGUGGGAGGCCAUGGAGGACCUGGUGAGCGCAGGCCUGGUCAAGGCCAUCGGGGUGUCCAACUUCAACAGUGAGCAACUGGACAGGCUUUUGAGUAAGCCGGAUCUGAGGGUCAAGCCCCUCACCAACCAGAUUGAAUGCCACCCGUAUCUUACUCAAGAGAAACUGAUUCGUUUCUGCCGGGACAGAGAUGUGUGCGUCACCGCGUACCGCCCUCUUGGUGGCUCCAAAGAGACGGUGACCUUGCUGGAGGACCCUGUGAUUCAGAGGAUCGCCGCGGAGCACAAGAAGUCUCCUGCACAGAUUUUGAUCCGAUUUCAGAUACAGCGGAAAGUGAUCGUGAUUCCCAAAUCCAUCACCCCAAGUCGGAUUCGAGAGAAUUUCCAGGUGUUUGAUUUUGAACUAACAGAGCAAGAUAUGAAUGACCUCUUGGCUCUAAACAAGAAUCUCCGAUUGGCCACCUUGCCUACAACUAAAAAUCACAAAGAUUAUCCUUUCUAUAUCGAGUACUGAAGACAACUUCCAUAGAAAUCCAGAGACCCGUGAAGGUGUAAAGUCAAUGAAACUCACAGGGCAAUGGGAUUUCCAUGAGUCUACCCAGGUGGCCACUAUUCUGAAAAAGAAUAUCAGUGACUGAUGACUUAAAUUUGCCUUCAUGUUUUUAUUCUACCUUAUGGAAUUAUACAAGAGUUGAGAAGAGGGGG